AGUCAAGACAGUUCCCACCCGGCAGACGACAGGAUAGGAAGUAGAGUUGGUAGACUCCCCUCCCAGCUGCCACACACCACAACCAUCUCCAAUCUCUACUGUUUGUCAGGAGAGAGCCAGAGGAGGUGACCGGUUUUAGCGAUGCAGAUUCUACCGCUUGUGCUUCUUGCAGGUUUUGUCGUGGGAGCACCCAGCAAUAAUGGGUUCGUAAGACAUGCGGCUCCUUACUCAUCAUACAUCACUUACGGACAGACGAAGCCACCUCCAUACAGUAGUCCACGGAGGCGAGUCAAUCAUAAAGACUUUAUGCAAAAUGCACUUAAGAAACAGGCGAUGUUACAGAGACAACAACAAAUGAUUCUACAAGAAGUCCGAGAGUUAAAACAACAGUUGGAUAGCAAUAGCUUUACUGCACCCAGUGCAAGGUCAACCAUCCACCUUAACAAACCAGCAGAACUUACUUCCUUAUCAUACACAAUUGCUGAUAUUAUUAAACAGCUGACGGGUAACACUAAUCCUGGGUUACGUAUACCAACACCUGAUUUGCUUCCAGGGAAAAUAAAUCUCCUUGUGGCAACUGAUCCUCAUGAUGAUGAUAGUGAAGAAGUCACCCAGCCUUUGUUACUAGCUCCAAGACCACCAGUAACCCACGUCUUUAUUACCAGUGAUCCUCAAGAAAGAAGUACACCAGCAUUUAGAUUUUCCGAACCUGACUCUCAAGAACAAUUAAAAUCUCUAGAUGGUGUCGUGUCCUUAGUGGAAGACUCUUAUACGGAUGACAGCGAAGAGGAAUCUACUGGUCGUAAAAUACAGAUCGAGAAUAUUCCAACUCAAGACCAGGCGGCUAGUGAGGCUCUAAUUGAAGUGCUGGAGCCGAACACCACCCCAGAUGUAGUUAAUAAUUUGUACGUCCAUCCUCCAGGCUUAAGCUUAUUCUCGUUAUCUGGUGGUAAAACCUCACCUCUCACUAAUACAAACUCAGGUGUACAUGACGAUAAUUCUGUGUUUCUUGGUACAGAUGAUAGUGGUGUAGUGAGCUUUAACUCUCAAACACCCAUUGACACAUCUUUGGGAUACCUUAAUGGAGCAACUAUCAGCACACAGACAACGGGUACUGAUGAUGUGGCGAGUAACCUGGCAUCUACUGUAGCUGUCAUUAGUACAGAGACAAUUUCUUCAGAUGACACAAAUAUUCAGACAUUUUCUCCAGGUUUAAGUUCUUUUAAUAACCCAAUUAAUUUUAAUACAAGAACCUUUGCGACUCCUGUAAAUUCAGUUCCUUUUAUAUUUACUGUGCCAACACAAAACCAGUUGGCAUCCCCAUACUAUAACCCUUUAACUCUGCAAAGUGCACCACAAACGACGAGUCCCUUUCGGUUUUAUACUCUUGUAGGAGCUUCAAAUACUGGCAGUCUCCUCAGUGCUAGUAGAGAGAGAGGAACACCACCAACAACACUACAGGUUGUAUAAGUUCGUGCAGUUGGAUCGAGCGGGUCUAAAGGCUUCCAUGCGCCAAGUGUUGACAACGCUCAUCCAGUCAUAAUUUGCCAAGGAUAUUGGUAAUGUACAACUCUCGUCAGACAGGCCAUGGUGGAGGUUGGUAAUGGUGAAGAGAGCGAGCGAUAAAACCUUCAUACCACGAUGUGUGAGACCAUCUGCCCCAGCCAACACUUGCCUCGUCUAUGCCACUUGAAGAACCCGCGCCUUCACCACUUGUUAUGCCUUGGCCUUUAUUAUAAAGAACACUGUCAUGGCGAGACCAUUUUUUACUGCCUUAGGUUUAAUGUGUGUGAGAUAUAUGUUUAGUCAUUAGUAACUGUUUAGUUAAUACUUAUCUUUUUAUGUUCAUUACAUGUACUGUAUUUAUUUUCUGUUAUAACGAUGUUGUCACAGUUUCUGAAGGUAAUAUGGACUUAAAAAUGUUAGAUAACUGAAGAUCCAUUACCUUUUAAUUUGUUAUAAUUUGUUGAGCAAUGGUUAAAUAUUGUACAGACCGGUACUAACAGCUCUAGCUAGGGUUAAUGAUAGUAGUGGCUUACUGAGUUACACUGCCUUAUAUUGUAGUUUGUUGUAAUAAGAACGUGAGAUGAUAUUUAAUAAUGUAAUAAUCUUGGAUCAACUUGUUUAUUUAUCAUGUAUUUAGGAAAGACUUCUAAAACAUGUACUUUGGUUUACAGUUGGUAAUAAAAUACUUGGUACAUAUGUGA
Homarus americanus (American lobster) is the source of this 2207-nucleotide messenger RNA. RefSeq lists its product as uncharacterized. The transcript is spliced from 3 exons. The record is from RefSeq and is a predicted model, not a curated record. Bases 142 to 1470 code for a protein of 442 amino acids. Lineage: Eukaryota; Metazoa; Arthropoda; Malacostraca; Decapoda; Nephropidae.